AUGGAAAAUAAGGUGUGGCUACCCAUGGCUGAUACGGCAUGUACGAAGCCGAACACAGCUGCAGAAUACGUCGCUGCUCAUUUGUCGAAGAUCCACGGCCUCGACUGGCAUCCGGAGAACGAGUUCAUCUUUGCGACAUCGAGCCAAGACAACUCCGUCAGGUUUUGGGAUCACCGACAGCCGAGAAAGUACCUGAACAUUCUGUCGUGUCAAGUACCAGUGUGGAAGGCCAGAUACACCCCCUUCUCAAACGGCCUGGUGACGGUGAUGGUUCCGCAGCUGCGCAGAGAGAACAGCCUCCUCUUGUGGAGCGCUCUGGAACUGAACAACCCUGUGCACGCCUUUGUGGGACACGACGACGUGGUGCUGGAGUUUCAGUGGAGGCCUCAGAAAGAAGGCUCUAAGGACUAUCAGCUGGUCACAUGGUCCAGAGAUCAGACCUUGAGGAUCUGGAGAGUGGAUCCGCAGCUUCAGAGGCUGUGUGUGAGCGAUGUGGACGACCUCAUGGAGGGACUGACUCUCACCACAGAAGCAGAGAAGCCGCUGUCUCCGGAGCCUCCACACAGCUCCGGGCCUGUCUCCGGGAGCACGCACGAAAAGUCGAGCAGAGAGAGCGACUCGGACAGCAGUGACUCGGACUCGGACUCGGACUCGGACUCUGAGGCGGAGGAGGAGACGCGGCCUCCCAUGGACGUGUUCAAGGCCAUUUUCUCCUGUUCCUCCGACGAGAAAUCUUCAUCCGAGAACGAGGAAGAAGAGAAGGAAGAACCGGAGCACAUCACACACAAUCUCUUCAACAUCGACAUCAGCGCUCUCCCCGCCCCUGCUGUAGCCACGCCCCCUAGUGCGCCAAUCAACCGGAACACGGGCAGGAGCACAGGUCUCCGGCCCAGAUCCAGGUCUCCCAGUCCAGGUGAGAAAUCCAAAAAGUCCAAAGACAAGAAAAACAAGAAUAAAAAGGAGCAUAAGCACAAGAAGGAGAAGAAGAAGAAGAAGCAUAAAAAACAUAAGCACAAAGGCAAAGAGAAGAAAAUUCGGAAAGACGAGAGCAGCUCUGAAAGCGACAGCGACGAGAACGCGGCAGAAGUGUGUACAGAGGAACUGCUCCGGAGGUUGAAGACCGUCCGCUCUCAGUGUCCUCUGUGA
Knipowitschia caucasica is the source of this 1146-nucleotide messenger RNA. Lineage: Eukaryota; Metazoa; Chordata; Actinopteri; Gobiiformes; Gobiidae. The record is from the annotation of a GenBank genome assembly.